AUGUGUAAAAUAUUGAUAGAAUUAUUAAAACAUUUCCCGCCUAACUUUAUCCUCGAUGAAUUAUGGAUAUGCAUGAAAAAUGCCAAUUUUCGUAUACGUACAAAUUCCUUGUACAGUGUCGCAUUUAUUCUACGUAAUUCACAUGAUGAAGGUUUGGAUUUGCCGAAAAUACUUCAAAGAAUUACACAAUGUUUGAAAGACAGAAGCGGAGUAGUUCAAACAGCAGCCAUUGAAUGUUGUGCAAUCCUUAUAGGAUUACAUAAUCGAAAUUAUCCCCAGAAUGAUGAUGCAUCGCUUUUGUAUGCGAUUGAAAAUUUCCUUCUCGAAGAAAUGCCUGUUCUAGAAGUGGACUUUUUACUACAAAAAAUAAGAAAAGCUGUUGAAUAUGAAAGUUUUAAGGAGAAUUUCACCGAUGAGAAUGAUUCACUAGAGUUGGAGAUCAGUGAAAGACAAAAAUUUUGCAAAUAUGCUAAUUCAAUGAGAAGUGCACCGAGUUAUAUGAAGAGAAAUGUUACAUUCCCAGCAAUGGUUAGUUGA
Trichobilharzia szidati is the source of this 537-nucleotide messenger RNA. Lineage: Eukaryota; Metazoa; Platyhelminthes; Trematoda; Strigeidida; Schistosomatidae. The record is from the annotation of a GenBank genome assembly.